Molecule: messenger RNA, 1808 nt
Organism: Paramecium sonneborni
Lineage: Eukaryota; Ciliophora; Oligohymenophorea; Peniculida; Parameciidae
Source: the annotation of a GenBank genome assembly
AUGAUGAGUGUACUAUAUGAAAAAGAUAUAUCAAUCUUAUCAGACAAUUAUUUCUUUUAUGUUUAAUUUUCAAAUUAAACUGUAUUAGUUUACAGUCCUCACUUACCUCAACAUAUGAGUUUAUAUUACUAACUCAAUUUAUCAUUUCCAUUGAUUUGUACCUAUUUUGUAACGACUGAAGAAUCUUUGUUGUAUUUUGAAAAUAAGAUCUAUUCAUUAUUACCAUCUCAACUAUUUGAACUAUAAGUAAAUAAAUCUCUAAACUUUGAACGAUCUUACCCUUUAAUUAUAUAUAAUUAUACUGUUACUUCCUUAUUAAAUUAGAGUGCUAUUUAAUAUACGCCCAAUUUACAAUAUUCUAAUAAAUAACUACUAAAACCAUAAAUUUAUCAAUUAAAGAUUUAAAUUAAUAAGAUAGAACUUUCACAAUUCCUAUUAGAGUAAUCCUUGAUAGACAGGCAAGUCUCUGUUAUUUUUCUAAUAGCGAUUAAUUAUUUAAACAAUUAAUACUUUACAAAUGAAACAUGCAAUAUAACUAAUCUUGGGUACUCUACUUUAAAACCCAGCCUAAACUACACAUUAGUAACAGGAGUAAAUAACUAAUUUUUUGUUUUUUAGAACAAUACUAAUAUCUAAAUUGUAGAUUCAUCGUUUAAUUUUUAAUAAUCUUACAAUUAUUCUAAAUUAAGGUUUACUGAAUGUUUGAAAUCAGCAUCUUUUAAUUUAACUUUGUCUUCCAUAUGUCAAAACAAUACUGGCUAAUAUUGGCUUAGCAUUUCCUUUGACUGUUUUGGAAAUGUUUCAGAUAUAAACACAUUUUCAAUUCCUGGCAUAUUUACUAAUAUAUUUAAAAUUAACAUUAUAUACAAUCUAAAUUUUAUUUUAGUUUUUUUUUAAUUCUACUAAUCAAAGUUUGUAUUUACUUAACUAAUUAAACAACAGCAUGCAAUAAAUUAGUUGUGAUUCUAAUAGUUCAGAUUAUAAUAGAUCAUCCUGCAAUUGUUAAGAUUUUUCCGUAGCCCUUUAUAAUUUUGGCAACGAAAAUAAUUAGUAAAUAUCAUGAAUAAAAUAGCCACCUAUUUAUAUUUAUAUUUUGGAAAUAAUACCUCAUUUUAAUUAGAAAAAUAAAAUUCCUUUUUUCGAUAAGGAAAAUAUUCCUUAUUUAGACAUGAUUGUAAAUAAUAGGAAGAUAAAUAUUCAUCCUUAUCACAAAUAAUGUUGGUUUAGGAGAAUUGUAUGUUUUUUUUUUGUUAUAGAAUUAAAACAGAUUAAAUUUAUUUGAUUUUAUUACAACUAUUCCAGGUUAUGGUAAUUUAUUGCCAAUAUCAAAUUCUAUAUAUUCAAAUGGUCUUCUACUUCAACAGUUUCAAUAGGGAAAUAAUUAUUUGAUAGGAGUUUAUUAAAUUAGUAACUUCUAUGAUAACAAUUUGGAAGAUCCUCUUUUACUGUUAGGAUCAUAAACCUCUACAUCUCUUGAAUAUGCCUUCAUACGAAAUAUAGAGGACCAAAACGCUACAUGUAUUGCAUUUAAUAAUGGAUCAUUAUUAUACUUUCCAAUAUAUACUAGAAUAUUUAAAUGCCAUUAUAGAAAGCGUAGAAAUAGUGUACAAAUGAAUAUUUUAUGCUAAAAUUAAUAUUCAUCAGGAUCUUAUCAAAUAACAUUUAUUCUUCCUGAAUUAGAAAUAAAUAAAAGAGGAUGGAUUUUUUCAUUAAUUACAAUAAUUGCAAUUCAAUUAAUAGGAUUCUAUAUUUUAGUUAGAUAUAGAAUGAGAAAUUAUGGUCAUAUAAAUACCGAAAUAGAAUUUUGA